Molecule: messenger RNA, 4279 nt
Organism: Salmo salar (Atlantic salmon)
Lineage: Eukaryota; Metazoa; Chordata; Actinopteri; Salmoniformes; Salmonidae
Source: RefSeq, a predicted model, not a curated record
GAGGUGGAAUUUUGGGCAAGAUCAUGCUACUUUUCUCAUCGAUGACACAUUUGCUCUUCGUACAAUUUGAUUUCCGAAACAAGAAUCUAACAGGACUGGGCUUUGUAGACCUUUUGCCAAAGUAAAAAAAUAAACAUCUAGUGCGUUUAGAAGGCGUGCAUGGCCUAAUUGAGUUAUUGCGCACGCACACCACAGAUUAGGCGUUACUAAACGGUGAUAUGCAAAUAAAUGCUAGAACGCACCACUAGGAUCUCACCAGCUCGUGUUUGACUCUGCCUGCUAUGGUUAAUUUCCUCCCAGUGGAAAGACGGAUCAUGACCUAACUAGGGUUAUAUAAAUCUUUGGUACAGAAAUCGUUCCUCUGCUGGUUUCACUCGGCUCGGAGGUAUGCCAGCUAUUUCCGGUUCCAGGUGCGUUCUAUUGUAUGCUAACUAGUUAGCAUCAAUUACUGCAGAUAAUCGGCGAGUUUGGCUGUUUGUUUUCGGAUUAAACGUCUAGCUAAUAUCGUAUGGACGACAUUGUAAAAUAUGCCAGUCGAUUACGUGGAUGCAUCCACAACGUUUAGAUAACAGUUCAUUACGUUUGGCACUCAAAUGAACCUACUUUUGCCAGUAAGUUGAUAGCUACGUGGACGUUGUCGGAUCUUGAUUCGCUAACUGUCAUAGGGGACAAGAUCAAGAAGUGGAACAGACUAUCUUCAGUUUGAUUUGAAGAUAUACGGAUAUUUCCUGUAUCCUUAGGCUGAGGAACUAAAGAGAAACACAUUGUCAGAUUUAAGAUUGGCUUGCUACGUUCCUCCACUAAACAAGAACGUCUUUACCCUGUAAAGUAGGUUGGACAUGUUCUUCAGAAAGUACCUGAAAAUAUUGUAGCCAAGUAUAUUUAUGUAUAGACUAAAAGAGCCAGUUUUACAUCUACAGUGUAAAGAUUAGGGAUUCAAUUUUAAGCUAUUUGUAUUACUCCAAGUUGUAUUUUGGUAUGGUUUAUUUGUAUGGCACUGACUGUUAUAAGAGCAAAAUUGGCUAAAGCAAGGUGAAAGUCUAUUUGGUGAAGACAUGUAGCUAGUACCUCAAGUUGGAAUUUUCCCUUGGGCGUUGGUGUUGCGCUGUGUAGGGACCAUAUUGUUGGUUUCCAUAUAACAUUGAACACACCUACAGGUCUCAUGUCCUGAGGUGCACACCCUCUUAUUGUUUAUAUCUACUGGCAAGGAGAGAGUUAAUUUGACUCAUUCAUCUAAUGUACUAUACUCUAACAAAAUCUUACAGCUGAUAGAAAUAAUAUACAGUUUAACCCAUUAGUACAUUCUUCAUUAGUCUUUUAGUGUAAAAUCCAGACAGAAUUAAGGGCACUAAACUAAGGGAGCUGACAUGACAGCUGUAGUAGGAAGAGUCUGGGGCUGGAUGCGUCCAGCUGUCUCCUACCGGCCCUGGGGCAGCAAAGUAGCACCCGACAAAACCAUGAAAGACGAGGGGCAGACAAGAGGCAGCUGGGGCUUGGGAGGGUUAACAAAAUGGUUUUGGGGAACCGGACAGAAAAGGCAAGCAGGUGACCAAACAACAUUGAUUGACGAGUACUGGGAAGCAAGUGAGGAGAAAAUACAGUCCUUGGAAAUUGAAGAUCUGGGCGAGGGCAAGCUGGUGGCUGAGGGGAAAGGAGAACAUGGUGGCUCCAGAUGGUGGAAUAAGGUUCUGGCGUCCUCCGACUUCCUCUGGCCAAGAGCAGCUGAACCUGGUGGGCUCAAGCAGAGGAAAUGUAUCGGUGGAGGAUGGGACUCUGACAACGAUGGGGAGUAUUCUGACUAUGGAACCCCUCCACCUUCUCCCACACCGAGCUCCUCAUCAGCCUUCCGGUUCUUUGCACGUGCCUGGAAUGGGGAGAUAGUUCCGGAACACUAUGAGAUCUGCUUCAACCUCCUUCGCCACCUGUUUGACCUGUUGGUGGUGGGCUUCCUGUGGACUGUGUCCCCCCCUGCCAAGUUGGUCCUGGAGGUUCUAGGGGUCCAAGGAGGACUGAAGUUGUGGCUCCAUGGAAUGGCCAUGUUUUUUGUCUCCACUGUUGGAAUGGCAGGACUGCUCUGGUUGGUCCAGGAGUAUCUUCCACAGUUUGCUCUGGUGUACGGCAUCGUGCAAGCACUGGUCAUCUCUGUCAGCGUCCGGCAGUGUGUGAUCUUAGGAGAGGGAGAUGAGGUGGAGGAAGAGAAAGGGGAGAAGGAGGUGGAAGAUGAGAAGGAGGAGGAAGUGGGAGAUGACGGGGAAGUUACAGAGAUGUACCUGACUACAAAAUAAUACAUCAAAGGAAAGAUGAUCCCUGAAAGAAAGUUUGUUUUGGAAAUCCUUUGACAUGGAGGAAAGUUGGAGGGAAGAGGGAUGUUUGUGGGUGGGGGGGGAGGGGGUUGUUUCGAGACCCUGACUUGGAGGGACUGAGAAGUUACGUUUCGACAGCCUAUCAAUGCAUAGACAGUCCCGUGAAGAGAGCUGAGCCCAGCUGACACUGUGUGCAAUGAGGAGAGGGAGAGGCUGAAGGACUUUACGCUACAUUUCACCUCACUACUGUGAUAUUCAUUGGAGCUGAGGCAAAGCACGUCCACUACAACCUUGGUCAAAUAGGCCCAGUGAUAACACUGUUGUCAUCUCUCAGUUCUGUUCUUCUGCCUUUUCAUAUGAGUUUCCCUCCCCCUAAAGUACUUUUCUUUUGAUACUCAAAUUCAUACAAUUAUGUUUUAUUAGACAUGGCAAGAGGGAUUCUUUUGUUUUGUUCACAUUAACUUUUGAAUAUCUACUCGACAGAUACCAGCACCUUUUUUUUCAUAGGUUUCUUUCAGUUUGUUUUUUGGAUGUAAGGUGUAUUAGCCUUUUCUGUUUAUUUCCUGUGCCAUAAUACUGCAUGUGUAGGUAGUUUAACUUUACAAGUAUGACUUAGUAUAUUAUCCCUGUCUUUCUCCAUGAUAAUCAUAUUGUUAAUAGUACACUACAAAUUGAACACAUUUAUUUAUUUCUCUGUCUUAUCACAUAUAUGGUUCCUGAUUGAAAGGUAACUUACAGACCAGAAACAUUUAAUGGUAACCCUUUUUUGAAAGAACAUGUGUUUAUAUGAAACUUGGUUGUGCAGUUACCCAGUAGCAAGUUUUGCACAAUCCCAUAGAAACCAACAGUGAAGCUCAGGAACACUAAAUUCUACCUGCAAGGUUUUUUUCUUCCUCAGCAUGAGCCACAAUCUACAGUAUGCAUGCGGAAGAGGGUUUUUACCCACAGUGCCCCUGUAUCAUGAAAGCUUUGAAGAAUGUUCUAGUUUCUACAAUGGCCUUUUUCAGAUCGUUUUUGUAUCGUAGCAAAACAGAUACAGCUAUCAAAACUUCACAGUGAUGCAGAACGUUAUAUGAUACCCUCGUUGUGUACUGAUAAUGAGACCUUUAAACAGUGACACCAUAUCUGCAAUUCCUCUCUGCCUUUUAUCUCUUGUGUGUUUUUGUCACAUUUUGACUUGUUACUCCAUGUGUUGAUUAUAAAGAAAGAUGUUGUUUUGUAACGAGAAUGUGCAAUGUCCCAGACAAGUGCUGGAUCACUGUCAAAAUGACUCGAGAAUCUGAUUCUCAAAAAUAAUAAGGUAGCAAAACAAUCACAUGAAAAUCCACCAUGGCCAUGUUCAGUAGCCAAACAUUGAUCAAUGUUGCAGAUAAAAAAUGCCAUGAGAAGAGUGACAUUAUCUCAUAUGGUGCGUUAAUCCUAGAAGGCACCCUAUUUCCUAUAUAGCCCUAUGGGCACUGGUCAAAAGUAGUGCACUAUGUGGGGAAUAGGGAGCCAUUUGGGAAGCAUCCAAGGCCAUGUGUCAGGUAUUGGGAGCUCUCCGUCAAUAGGAUUCAUACUUUUGGCAGCAGGACAAAGAGAGACCAGAAUAACCUCACUGAUAACAUCAGAGCAGAUCCCUGGAUGUGUCCUGGUCAUUUGACUUAUUUCGACUGGUCGCCAUGGCUACAAACCACUAAUUCAGUAUCCCUCUGUCUUGACCUACAGUGGGAUGAGGUAACUACGGUACAGUCCUGGAAACCUGAACGGUCUUGUAGGUGGGGUUGAUGGGAGAUCCAGGGGUUUAUUCAUUAGUGCACACCGUAGAAAAACAUUGUGCAAUGGAAAUUAGUUCUGGUAGUCUCCCCCUUUUGGCCUGUUUGCUUAUGUAAUGGUUCCUAGUGAAUACACCCAUGGCCUGAACUAUCAGUGUUGUAGGAGAGAUUGUUGGGAGAUGGAGGUCCAGAACUAACAUAAUAAACCAAUAUUCUAAUUUC